Molecule: messenger RNA, 7952 nt
Organism: Acanthopagrus latus (yellowfin seabream)
Lineage: Eukaryota; Metazoa; Chordata; Actinopteri; Spariformes; Sparidae
Exons: 10
Coding region: 81-6695 (2204 amino acids)
Biological process (GO): regulation of transcription by RNA polymerase II
Cellular component (GO): nucleus
Molecular function (GO): DNA binding; DNA-binding transcription factor activity, RNA polymerase II-specific
Source: RefSeq, a predicted model, not a curated record
AGCGCUGUCAGUGCUGGUCGCUGACCGUGGCGAUGUAUGUGUUGUGUGGUAGAUGCUACGAGGAAGGCUAGACAGGCAGUAUGGCGGAGGAGGGCAGUGUGUACGAGUUAGAGGGGCUUGAAAAACAAUUACAGAGUUUGUUGGGCCGCUACACAAGUGAUGAGCUGCGAGCCGAUAACAAACCGUUCUGCUCUGACUUUUGCAAGCUGGUGGAGGAGCACGCCUCUCGCUGGCAGGUGCCGUUGCCUCAGCUCAGGAUCCUCGACGUAGCUCUCAGCUACUUCACGCGAGCCUCCACCUUCUUCGCAUCAAACUGUGAUCAUGUGCUCCACACACUCAGUAGUCUGGCCUUGAGUGUUUUUGAGUUGCUGCUGUUCUUUGACCAGAAGGACUUACAUCAGGAGCCACUGAAACACUUCACUGUUACAUUCCAGGAAUGUCAUUUGGCCCUUGCAAGGCAUCAGAAUGUUCACUUACUUCAGGUUGAGCGUUUGGUUCGGAGCAGCGGGCCUUGGGCCUGUCCAGCCUUACAGGCAAUCCUCAGUGAGUCCAGUUUACCUCAGAGUGAAGUGGAUGCGUGCAUUAGUUCCGAGCUGCCGGUGUUCCUUGAGCUCCGGGUGCGCUACCUCUUAUCCUGUGAGCGGGUCAGUGAGGCUAUGGCCCUGGCUAAGUGUUGCGCUUGGCAUCCCACAGCAGGACAACACUUGUUCUUCCUCCAGGUCUACCUCACGUGGCUUUUCAAAACCUCACAGCACGACAGCCUACACAAAGAGGUGGCUGACUUCAGUGGUAAAGAUGCAGUUCACAUCAUCUGUAGUUUGGAGGAUGAGGAAAAGGAUGAUUUGCUGCUAGCCCUCAGCAGAGCCUUCCUCUCCCAGCAGCUUCGUAAGGGAGACAUGUACUACUUGUGUGAUCUUGUCUUCAUAUGGAGUAAACUUCAUCAUCGGUUGAAAACAUCCAAGGAAGCGCUACUGGAGGAGAUUCGGGAGCUGAUGCUGUCUGCCACCAAUGUCAACACAAUCUUCCCAUUCAUCAGAGCCAUACUGCAAGAAGUUGGUGAAGAUGGAAUCCAGUUCUGUGUGGAGCUUUGUGUUAACGCCCUGGGGUCUUGCCUUCCCUGUGAUGUUAUCACCAAGUCCCUAAUCUACAAAACCAUUGCGAGCCUGCUGCCUAAUGACCUAGAGGUUUGCCGGGCUUGUGCUCUCCUUGUCUUCUUUGUGGAACGCACUGUUGAGGCCUACAAGAUUGUGUACCUGCUUUACAUGCAUCCUGAUCAGGAGUACCAUGUGGAGCUCAGCCCCAUCAGAAAUCAUGUUCGCUUUGAAACUCUGCAGGUCUUAAAGAAAGACCUGUAUUUUGACCCAGAGUUUUGGAACCUCAUUGCUUUGCGGACCAACUGUUUGAAGCUGAUGAGUGAGAAGGUAGUGAGUGCUGCUCUGGACGAAAUCAUGGAGGACAAAUGGAUCCUUAACUACUGCACCAAAGAACCUGCUCUCCGAUCAAGAAAAACAGUGUGUCAGAGAGGACGUAAAGGGGCACUUCAGGCAUCAGCUAAGAAGCAGCACCAUAAUGAGGAUACUGACAUGGCAACAAAAAGAUUCAAGGUGGGCCCAGGAAAAACACGUCUAAGUGUUGACCACACUGUGAAGAGGAAAGGCAACCAUAGGUCACGACAUUUGAAGGAUGUGUCAUCAGAACCUUUAAGGCGCUCAUUUUGGCAGCUGGAAAGACUACGGGACAAUGGGGGCUAUGGAGAACAUAGACGCACUACACGACUGUCAGAGAAGAACCCACCAAAACGCAGAAUUAGGAAACCCAAGUGGCUUCUUGAAGACUCAGGAACUCUUGAAGAGAAUAAUGUUCCUCAGAAGAUAAAGAGACACGGGUUGAGGCUUCAGAGGCACCAUCAGUUAUCUGUUGAAAAGACACCUGAAAGUGGUCAGAUCAAGAACGAUGCAAAACACAAACUUUCAGUAAACUCUCAUUUGAUGGCAAGGGAGAACAACAGCAAACACCAGAAAGGACUUUCUCUGGACUCUCCUCAACCAGCCAACCCUCCACAAGUAAUUCUUGAGCUCUCCUUACCAGACAACGAGCUGAUGGGCUCAUUUAAUGAGGACACUUGCAACAGACAGAGAGGGUUCCCUCAAGUGCUUCUUUACAAACCCACAGUGAAGAUUCCUGCCACACCACCACCUGUGAAGACUGUGCAUCGCAAAGAGGUUGUUCUUAGAGCGCGGGAUGCAAGUAUGUUUUUGCAACAGUUGCACUGCUAUGCUCGGCGGCCGAAAGGAAAAGGUAAUGGGUUGAAUAUUCAAGGCUCGGUAUCAACAAUCACCCGCUCGUCUGUGCAAGGAAGCCCUCCAAAAAGUCCACACGGAGAGAUCAGUGAAAAGCCUGAAUUUCCCUCUCACACACCAGCAGCAGGAGUUCCAGAAUCCCCAGUUUUAGAAAAAGCUCAAACUCAAAAAGCAGUCUCACGAAAGACAUCCUCAGCAGGAGAGCUCUCUGAAAAGUCUGCUGUAAAGGUGAAUGUCCCUGUUUCCUCACAAACACGAGCAACAGGAAAAGUCCUGCAAACCAGGACAAGAGAGCUCCAUAAAAAGUCUGAAAUGAAACUUGCCAGUGCUUCACAGAUAUCAGCAGCAACUGAAGCGACAGAAUCCCCAAUCUUAGAAAAGGCCCUGCAAGCUCAAACAAGAGAGCUCUGUGAAGAGUCUGCUGUUGAGAUGAAAGUCACCAUUGCCUCACAAGCCCCAACAGUGGGUAAAGUGACUCAGUCCCCAGGUUUAGAUACGAUUUCUAAAGCUCAGACUGUAAGAGACUCUUCAAAAACCUCAACUUCAGCUGAACUGCCGCAAACUGUAGACAGCAAUCAGAUGGGUGGUAGUGAAGAAAACGCUUCAAAGAUUGGAGCUGCUGAUCCCAUGCUUCCACAGUCUCAAGAUGUCGUUCAUAGAGAUGGGAGACAACUUGAACUGAACUCUCAGGCUGAAAUUGGUUAUCCAGGGGUCCACACCACUGUCAGCAGCAGCAUAUCUGAGAUGGAUGUUUCACCCAAACGUUCUGAAAAUGACACAACCCCUGGAGGAACAAGGGUCGCUAGACCUAGAGAUCAGGACAAUAUUAAUGACAUAUCUGCUCUGACAUUGGUAACCGAAGUGGUAACUGAACUUGCACCUGAGAAACUUGCUCAUAAACAGCCACCACCUGAGGACAGUGCCUCCAAGGAGUCAAAAGCUGGAAGUAAAGCUAAAGUUCCUCACAAAUCACAUACUACCUCCAGCUGCUCUGUACCAUACCUUGGGGCCUCUGCAGGUGCAGAUGUGCAAGGGAUGACGGAGGGAAUUCAUGAUUUUGAUCCAGAAACACCUGAGAACAGUGAACCUAUUGAAACAGAAGAAUCCAGGUUGGAAUACUGUUGUACCUUCUGCAACAAGGUGUUUAAGGGAAGUCGUGUUGUAGCACAUGCUAUGUUCCAUUAUCGAAGAGAUGAGUGCAUGUUCUGUGGCACCAUGUUCAAAGAUGACCUCCUUGCCAUGAUGCACCUGUCCAAUCAUAUUGAGAAGCUAAAGAGGAUCAAAGAGUUGCCUGGUAAUAAAGCCCAAGAAAACUGUGUCUCUGACACCAAAGAUUUCUCUACACCUGAGACCUCUGCCAAAGACAAGACCACAAACAUGUCCUCUGGGCGCCGCGGUCGUGGGAGACCAAGGAAAUCUGCCGUCCCUCCUAACUCAAUAAGUCUUCCAGAUUCAACCCCAACUGGACCCAGAAAAUUAAGAUCUAAUGACAAGCCCAUGGAUGGUCUUUCUUUACCAGAAAAGAAACAAAACGCACCAAAGCACCUUAAUAGUCAAACUCCUGUUCACAAGGUCAAUGGGCAUAUUGGCAAAAAGAAAGAGCCUGACAGACGGAAAAAGGAUGCUGUAAAAUCUGAAGCUAAGCUGCCACGUAGACAGCAGGAGAUCACUGGAGAUGGAGCAAGUAGCGGUGCUGAGAAUCCCAGGUUGCAAGAAAACCGAGACGCAGAAAUGGAUUCCACAACAUCAGUUCAGGUGGUCAAAGACUUCAUCUGUUCUACCGACAAUAAAAUGAAGAAGACAGGAUCUCUGAAGGUCCCAAAGACUGCCAUAAAACAAGAUGGGAAAGAGAAAAAUGUGGAUCCCCAAGAGAAAGUUUGCUGUCCUGUGGAUGGUUGUGGUUGGUUCACAGACCUGUCAAAGAAUCGCGUCGCACUCCUUUACCAUGCUCUCAAUGAUCACGAUGGUGAGGUCAGACCUUUACAACUGGCGUUCCGUAUCGGAAACAACAAAUGUAGUAUCUGCAUGAGGGUCUUGUGGAGUUUCGAACAUUUUCAGCACCACGUUGAAAGACACAGACUCAGUCCUCGGCAUCCUUGCCCUCAUCAAGGUUGUACCGCCAGGUUCAAAACCGGAAUGGAAAUGCGACGCCAUGCUAGGAGGCACAUUCCGCUGCAGGCAGUGUGCUGCCUCCCUGGUUGCUCUAAACUAUUUAUUUGUCUCUGGGCACUGAACCUUCACGAAAGAGAGCACUAUGCUUCCAAAUCCACCAAACCCAACAAGAUUACAAAUAAGCAAACAGGUGGCAAACAUAAUAACACUCCAACUGUGAAGAAACAACUGGAUCAUAAGCCAGCAGAUGAAACUGCUACCACUACUGUAACUAAAGCUGUGAGCUUCAAGGCUACUCGUAAAUCAAGAGGACGAGCUACACGUAACUUAACAGGAAAACACGAUGAGCUUCUUUCUUCCACCACCACCCGAGCGUCUCUGUCGAACCAGGAGCUGAAAGGGAGCAAUGAGACCAAAGACUCUGAUGUCUUGAAGAAUCUCUCUAACAAGCACACCUCCGCAGAGCCUUCUGGCCCUAAUCUGAGAUUAAAGCAAACGUUCAAACAAAAGAAAGCAAAGAACGCAGCGCUCAAAAGUCACAAAGUCCUCUCGUCAUCAUUGCUACACAAUAUCAAAGUAAGGCAUAAGUUCAAGAAAGGGCAGGUCAAAGUAAACACUCAAGGUCCUAAAAGAAGAGGGCGCCCACCCAAAUUUAAGAAAGCUGUGCAUGAUGAAAACAUUACUACUGGUCAAGACAGUCAGGAAAUGGAACAGAAGAGCUCCACUCCAAAUGUGAAAGAGGAGGUCAAAGACAAAGAAAAGAGUCAGCACGUUCAAGAUGUAGUCAGAACUACAGACGCAUCAAUCAGUGAAUCAAAGGCUAAGAAAUCAACAAGCAAGCAGAUAAAGAAAGAUCCUGUGAAACAGAGGGGGGUCUCACAUAAUACCCCCAAACCUGAUGUGACAGUUAACAGUUCAAAUCAAUCAACCAUCGCCACCUCAGCAGAUAUAACACAGAAGUCAACUGUUGACAAAAUGAAGAAACUGCAAAAAGCGAAAAAACGCUCUGCGACGAAAGACAUUGGAACGGCUUCUUCAGACUGCAGCAAGUCAAAGAAGCAGAAGGUUACAAACGGCAUAGCCAACACAAAGAUAAAGAAAAAAUGUCCUUCCACAGAACAAGAGUCUGCCUCGUCAGAUUCUGCUGCCCCACAGGUUGAGCCCAAAACAGCAGCAGCACCAGUAGAAAAUUCUGCUGAUGAGGACGGAAAAACAAAGGCAGAAAACACAGACUCGACACAACACUCCUCUGGUAACUCUGUGCCUGCAGUUCAGGGUAACGGUAUUAAUGAGGUAACCGCAACACCCACAAUCUCAGGAGAAAAAACACACAAGGUAACAACAGAAGAGAAGUCAAAGAAGACAGACAUAAUGAAAAAGGAAGGAAAGAAAGAAAAGGGUUCUCGUACUGCUUCCUCAGGCUCAGGCAAGACAAAUAAGAGGCACAAUGAUCUGAAUAAAAAGGGGGAUAAAAAGUUGGUCAAAGAAAAACAACCCUGCAAAGAUGCAAGCAAAACCGUGAAAAAGACAGGCUCUCCUGCCGGGGAAGGUCAAGCAAAAGAAGAAACCUUGAAUGCAACACUCAACAACUCCGUCUCUGUUGCCACAGCUUGUGGCUUGAAUGACGCCACUUCUCAACUCACUGCUGCUGAAAAGGACACGCAGAAAGGAGCAAAAAAAGAGAAAUCAAAGAAGCCCCAAGUCCCUAAAAAUUUGGACCCCAACAAAGCAAAUAAAAAGCGCAAGGUUGUUCAUAAAGAAGGUGAAACAAAGACUGUCAAGAAAAAAUGCAAAGAUCAGGGUGAUCCAUCAGUACUUCAGGCUGCAAAGUCAAAUGCUAAGGUCACACCAGCGACUGUGCCGAGCUCUGCAGCCGAGGAGGGAAAAGUUUCAGCGGAAACACCACAGUUAUCUCCAAGUAACUGCCCUGGUUACUCUAUGAUAAUGAACGGACAAGCGUCAAGUGAAGAUUCAAAAUCAACAGUGUGUAAGGAGGCUCUGGCAGAGUAUGGUAAGAAGCCGUACAUGCGUCCACCGCCCACAGCAUACCUGGAUGAGAGGUACACCACCAUGCCGAAACGAAGGAAGGAGAUGUCGUUUUCGCCGCCAUCUCAGAGAAGCGUCGAGCAGGCCAAGGCUACACCAGCUCUGCAGAGACAACGCUGUGCCAACUGCUUCGCCACGUUCAACAGUGCUGAGGAUCUUCAGAGUCACCUCCAGCAGCAGAAGUGCUCGAACAUCUUUGGAUUUGACUCUGAUGACGAGGGAUGCACAAUAGAGUGACCUGUGGACCCACACGGAGCCCCCGGAUGGAUCGUACCUCACUGGAUCACGGCUCCCUGGAUGACUUGUUCUUCACUGCUGGCAACGACUCAACUGGAGGCUGACAACCGAGAGGGGUUGCCUGACUUUUGCUGCAGCAUGUGCCUGUAACUGCGAGGCCCGGGAGCGGCUAGAACACGUGAACUAGCCGAUCAACAAAAAGAAAACUGAACUGAAUAUCAGUCAGACUGUUUAGCAGUACUGCUAGUACUGAAGUGCCUGUUCUGGAACCGCCGUUUCCAGCUGCUUCACCUGGGAUGGAGAUUAAGAAUUGUGGCUUAAAGACUGGACUCUUGAAAGCUGUGGAAAAAAAGAAAACUGAAGAGAGAUGAGAAGGCUGCUCCUGCUUUCACUUAGAUACAUAUUUUCACAUCAGUAAGCCAUAUAAUGCCAUUUUUUUGUUUGCUUUUUGCACUCAUAAGAUUUCUCGAUUUUUUUUCUGCUUAAACUCUCUAAAUGACAGGAUUGUACAGUGAAUGAAACCUCUGUUUCAUCAAUACAUGCUGUGUUAACAUCCUAAGGUUAUGUGUAAUUUAGACUGAGUCUAAACUUUGAAAAGCUGUAAGAUUGCUGUACCAUCUUUGGGAUUUUUUAAAAAAAUGUAUAACCCUUGUUUAAAUUACUAAUUGUAUUUCUUAUACAAAGUACCCUGUGGGGGUUUAGUUCUGUGCUUGUUCUCACCUUGAGUGACCAGUAGGUGUCAGUGUGCACCACAUCUUUUUUGCAACAGAAGGAUUUCUACAUGCAAAGCUGCUCCGCUGUAUUCAUCACACGCCACUUCCAGCCACAUCUACCAACUCUUUUUCCUUUAGCAAUAACAACCACAAAAUGUGUCUGUAUCCCACUAAUAUUUUUGCUGGAUUCUGUCACCUUUUGUUGUAUCUCUUGUAUUCGCUGUCUGUGGAGCAGCUGGCAUUCUGGCUUAUGUUUUCUCACUUAAACAUAGGAUUUCUUUUCAAUUUUAUCUUAACCGAACUUUUCAAGACGAUAGAGACGUUGUGAUUUCUCUUUUAAGAUAUCAUGAACUAUUACAGUUUUAAGUGUUAUGGGGAGGCCGCACCAGUCUAUCACGAGCAGCAGCAGGUUAUAUUUAUUUAUGUUUUAUUUUCUAUCUUUUGUAAAUAUUUGAAGAGUCCAAUGGCUUAUUAUAUAAGGGGGGUGUCGGAGCAGGGUUUAUAUUUUGUUCUCGCAGAAAAAAAUAAAACAUUUCAAAUGGCA